GGCAGUGCUGGAUACAACUCUAACCUGCAGACGCACAAAAUUACAAAUCAUUGCAAAAUAAAAAGCAUUUGGAGUAAUAAUUAAAAUUAAAUACCAGCACUAUAACAUGGCAGAGAAAGCUAGUAGCGAGGACGAGUUCCAGGACGCACUUAGUGACCCAAAUCCACCCAUUGAAAAACUAUCAACGACUACGUCAGAAAGUGAUAAAUUAAUCGACGAUAUUGUAAAAAGGAACAGCGAUUUGCGACUGGAUGAUGAUGGAGCGGGUGCCGUUAGUGCCAAAGAGGAUAGCGAUAAUAGUGACGUCAACGAUGACACAAAAGACGAUAAAAAUGAAUUGUUACAACCCGAUGGAGAAUUGACUAUUGAGGAAUUGGUUGCUCUGGAAAAAGACUUAAGUCCCGAGGCACUAGAAGCCAACAAAGAAAAGGCGGACAAGCUUAAGCUGCAAGGAAACGAACUGUUUAAAAACGAUGAUGCGCUACGUGCUGUAGAGGCUUACACUGAAGCGCUCAACAUUUGCCCAUCCACGAACAGCAAGGAGCGUGCAGUGCUAUUUGCAAAUCGUGCAGCGGCCAAAAUGAAACUGUCGUCCGUUAAGUCAGCAAUUGACGAUUGCACCAAAGCCAUUGAACUCUAUCCGGAGUAUGUGCGGGCGUUAUUAAGACGUGCAAAGCUUUACGAACAGGACGACAGAUUGGACGAAGCACUGGCGGAUUAUAAGAGAGUCUACGAAAUCGAUCCGGGUCAGCGUGAAGCGCGAGAGGCACAGGUGCGGCUACCUCCCCUCAUCAAUGCUCGCAAUGAGAAACUCAAAACCGAAAUGAUGUCCAGCCUAAAGGACUUGGGCAACAUGAUAUUGAAACCUUUCGGACUCUCCACAGCGAAUUUUCAAAUGCAGCAGGAUCCCAAUUCCGGCUCAUAUUCCAUUAAUUUUAAUCAGAAUAAUAGUUAGUAUAAAAUACUGUGGUGUCAUGUUUGUUAAAUGCUGAGAAUCAAGAUGAUAAAGUGUAGAAAAAAACAAACGCUUA
This is a messenger RNA of Drosophila innubila, 1031 nucleotides long. It is a transcript of the gene Ttc1, whose product is annotated as tetratricopeptide repeat protein 1. Lineage: Eukaryota; Metazoa; Arthropoda; Insecta; Diptera; Drosophilidae. The transcript has 2 exons. The record is from RefSeq and is a predicted model, not a curated record. Gene Ontology annotation, molecular function: protein binding. The coding region runs from base 107 to 955 and encodes 282 amino acids.